Messenger RNA from Musa acuminata subsp. malaccensis (wild Malaysian banana), 2198 nucleotides. RefSeq lists its product as uncharacterized. Gene Ontology annotation, cellular component: ubiquitin ligase complex; cytoplasm. Gene Ontology annotation, biological process: ubiquitin-dependent protein catabolic process; protein polyubiquitination; positive regulation of proteasomal ubiquitin-dependent protein catabolic process. NCBI's taxonomy places the organism in Eukaryota, Viridiplantae, Streptophyta, Magnoliopsida, Zingiberales, Musaceae. Gene Ontology annotation, molecular function: zinc ion binding; ubiquitin conjugating enzyme binding; ubiquitin protein ligase activity. The record is from RefSeq and is a predicted model, not a curated record.
ACCGCAGGUGACCGUACCCACCCACCCCCCACACCAACCAUCUUAGCGUUUACGACGGUUCCGUGACGGUUCUUCCCACGGUUGGGAUCAAGAACUCGACUCUCCCGAGGCGGCGACGCUGCGUCCGUUCGCAAGCUCGUGGAAGCGAACCGUAUCCCAGAGACAGAGAGAGCCAUGUCCUCCUCCGCCGUCAGAUGGGUGCCGAAACCGAGACGGGAAGAACCCACAGCGACCUCCUCUGCGUCCGAAACCUCGAACCCCACCCCAGAUCCCGUCGGCCCCGUCCAAGAAUCAAGAAUUGCGGUCGGAUCCGAUCGUGAACAUCAGAGAGACGAAUCCGGCGAUCCAUCCGCGAUGGGUGCCACGGACGAUCUCAAAUAUCUCGAAGCGGCAAUCGGGAGAUUGGAUGAGCUGAGGAUUAGUGGAGAGGAACCCGAGUUAUCGGAAGAACAGAUACGGGUCAAUGACCAGAUGCAAGAGGAUGAGGUUUUGGCUCUCGAAGCAAUUUAUGGGGACAAUGUUUUGAGCUUUGAUAAAAAAGAGGGUUUAAGAUUUUUCCAGGUACGCAUGGAGUACGAUCUCCCUGACUGCAUCAAUGUAUCUGCAAUGCUCCAAUCGUCUACCACUAAGGUAAAAUCUGGGUCCAGAAGUCUAAAUGGGAGGACAAAAAGUGAUGAUUCUCAUGAAUUUUUGUACACUUUCAAUGUUCAAUAUUUGCCUCCACUACUGUUGACGUGUUUACUGCCUAAAUCAUAUCCAAGUCAUCGUCCCCCCUACUUUACCAUCACAGUAGAUUGGUUGAACUCCGAAAAAAUUUCCAGUCUUUGUCAUAAGCUGGAUGCCAUAUGGAUGGAGCAACCAGGACAAGAAAUUACAUAUCAGUGGGUAGAUUGGCUACAAAAUUAUUCUCUUUCUUACCUUGGGUUUGAUAGUGGUGUAAUGCUGGAUCGAUAUGACAUGCAAGAUGUGAAAGAUAUCCGUGCCGAUUUUGGAAAUGCCCGACCGGAUUUUAUCAUUUCCUCUAUGAUCAAUUAUGAUCAGGAGAAAUGCCAUCAAUCUUUUCUUAACAAUCUUCAUCAGUGUAUUAUCUGCUUCACCGAAUAUGCAGGUACAAGUUUUAUCAAACUUCCUUGUCAACAUUUCUUUUGCUGGAAAUGUUUGGAAACCUACUCCAAUAUGCAUGUGAUGGAGGGCACUGUAACCAAGUUGCUGUGUCCUACUGAUAGAUGUGGUGGUUUUGUUCCACCUGGUUUACUGAAACGACUACUUGGAAGUGAAGCCUAUAAACGAUGGGAAUCAUUAGUGUUGCAGAAGACAUUGGACUCAAUGACUGAUGUAGCCUACUGUCCUAGAUGUGAAACGGCAUGCUUGGAAGAUGAGGAGCAUCAUGCUCAGUGUUCAAAAUGUUUCUUCAGCUUUUGCUCCCUUUGCAGAGAACGUCGUCAUGUAGGAGUGGAGUGUAUGACACUGGAAGUAAAGCUACAAAUUUUGCAGGCACGCCAGAAUUCAUCUAAUCUUUCACGAAACCAGUUACACAUGGAGCGUGAGAUGAUAAAUGAGAUCCUCAGUGUCAAGGAAGCCCUUCGUGAUGCUAAGCAAUGUCCGUCUUGCAAGAUGGCAAUCUCAAGGACUGAAGGAUGUAACAAGAUGGUGUGCCAGAACUGUGGGCAGUAUUUCUGCUACCGCUGUAACAAGGCUAUUGAUGGUUAUGACCAUUUCAGGGAAGGGUGUGAACUGUUCCCCCGCGAAGAGAUUGAACGCUGGGAAAUUCAGAUGAAUCCAAGACAGGUGGUUGGCCAGAUACGAGCUGAAUUAUAUCCAAAUGUUGGUCAUCCAUGUCCUACUUGUCGUCAAGUAAAUCCAAAGGUUGGUAAUAACAAUCACAUCUUCUGCUGGGCUUGCCAAAAACACUACUGUGCAAUGUGCCGGAAAACUGUGAGGAAAAGUUCCGAGCAUUUUGGACCUAAUCGAUGCAAGCAACACACCUUGGAUCCCUGAUCUUGGUUGGUCAUUUUUGGACAAAGAUCAUGAGCAUUUUUCAACCUCAUUAGUUUUUCAGUGUAUUGAAAAUGAGUUGUUCGUUUGGGUGUUCGUUAAAAUAAUGGUGUCGUUAAAAUACUACAGAAUACUACAGGACUGGUGGUUUGCCAAUGGUUGUGAUCUCACUCAGCGGACUGUUUAAAUUUUGUGCCUUGUGU